GCGAGGCGACCCGGAGAGAGCUAGUCAUUUUGAAGAGCGCAAAGACAGCGAGGAACUCCUCAUUUCACUUCAGCUGAUAUUUAUUUAUUUAUCUAUUUAUUCUGAGCCUUGCUUUGGGAUGAACAGACUGCUUCUGAACUUUUUCUGGGUGGCAGCAUUCAGCGCACUCCUUUCAGCGCCGGGGCUCCGGGCUUCCCCAGUGGUUGGGCAGGAACCUAUCCGCUGCGCCCCGUGCUCCCCGGAGCGGCUGGCCGAGUGUCCUGCGGUGGAUGCCGGCUGUGAGGAGGUGCUUCGAGAGCCGGGCUGCGGCUGCUGCCUCGCCUGCGCGUUGAAGAGAGGUGACCCGUGCGGGAUCUACACUGCGCCCUGCGGCUCGGGGCUCCGCUGCUUGCCGAAACCUGGAGAAGCCCGACCCCUGCACGCUCUCACCCGAGGACAGGCGGUGUGCACUGAGACCCCCGAGCCUGAUCAGAGCCAAAGCGACACAACGCCAGAUCAUCCUGAGUCCAACAACGGGGCAAUGUCCGUGAAUGAAGGCAGCUCAGCGGUCUUCGUGCCCGGGCACGGCAAGCCCUUCGACCCGCGGGUCAUCACUGCUAAAGAGAGCAUGAAGGCCAAAGUCAACGCUAUACGCAAGAAACUGGUGGAGCAGGGUCCUUGUCAUAUGGAACUGCAGACGGCCCUUGACAAGAUCACUAAAUCACAGCAGAAACUGGGAGACAAAAUGACCAGAUUCUACCUUCCCAAUUGCGACAAACACGGUCUAUACAAAGUCAAACAGUGUGAAUCGUCUCUGGAUGGUCAGAGGGGGAAGUGUUGGUGUGUGUCAUCCUGGAAUGGGAAGAAGAUUCCUGGAUCAAGUGACCUGCCAGCAGAUGCCGAGUGUCCCGAGGAACUCAACCACUGAUCUGUCUCACACACAUACACACACACACACACACACACACACACACACACACACACACACACACACACACAUAUAGGGGGACCUAAAGAGCCACACACACACAUGUAAUACCACUGAAUUUUAUCAUUAUAUUUUUUAAAAAUAUCUUAGUAUUUAUUUAUUGUUAGUGGUGAUAUUUAAUUCAGGUACACUGUUUUUGAUUGGUAAAUUCCCUGAACUCUCCAAAAAAAAAAGAAAGAAAAAAAAAAGAAAAUCUAUUUUUCUGUAUAGAAAAUAUGUAUUUUACAUGAAGUACCCAUACUUAUUUAUUUAAACUGAAUGUAUUCAUUUCGAUAUCUGGAUAAGAAUAUUUAUUCCUCAUGCCUUAUACAUAUUUUUGUAUGGUGUAAAUCUGUAUAUUUGAUGUAUAUAGAUUACUGUGUCUUUUGUCUUAAACUUCCUCCAGGCUUGCUUUGUUGGAAAGGAAUGAAAUGGAAAAAAGCACUGCAUGACCAAACCUCUUUGUCACUGUCCGUACUUUGCCAUAUUUUUAUACUGUAUGUGUUUUUUUUAUUAUAUUUUACUAAUGAAUUUCAUUGUUUUUGUUUAUAAUGAUUGAGAUUAGAUGGACAUAAAAGUGGGAAGCUUUUUUCCCAGGAUUCUGUGUUUAUUUUUUACAUUCAAAAGUAUUGAUCUUUACAGCUUUUGAAACGGGUAACUGCCUGUUCCUACCUCUGUCUUUUAAGUUUAUCAAAUGGGCUAUUUUUAUGUUUGUAAAAUACUUUCCUGUAUGAUCAAAAGUGAUAUUGCAGUCUUAUUGUAUUUGUCAAUCCUAUUUGUGUUGUCUACAUACUGUGGUCCAUUUUUUUUUUUUUUGCGAUGCAAUGUCUACACUGAGGAAAAGAGAUUCAGACGUUGCUUCACUCCAAAGCAUUUGUUCGUGUGUGUAUAACAUAUUUUUCAUGGUUUGUAAUUGUAUGUCAUUGUGGGUAAAAAAAAAUAAUUAUUUAAUAAAUCAUCUUUACAAGCAA
Molecule: messenger RNA, 1917 nt
Organism: Megalobrama amblycephala (Wuchang bream)
Lineage: Eukaryota; Metazoa; Chordata; Actinopteri; Cypriniformes; Xenocyprididae
Gene: igfbp1a
Product: insulin-like growth factor binding protein 1a
Exons: 4
Coding region: 119-907 (262 amino acids)
Biological process (GO): regulation of insulin-like growth factor receptor signaling pathway
Cellular component (GO): extracellular region
Molecular function (GO): insulin-like growth factor II binding; insulin-like growth factor I binding
Source: RefSeq, a predicted model, not a curated record